UCCCGACGGACCCGCCACCUCCCACGCCCUCCCCUUUCCCUCACGCGAGGCGUGACACACCCCUGCUUCUGCCUUGGGUCACCACCCGCGAGGCUCUGGGGGACCGCGGCCUAGAGUCCCCACCCAUCACCUUCUGCUGCCCAGGCAGGCAGCCGAGGUACCCCAACGAGAGGUUCUUCCAGCCGACACGGGCUUCGCCUGGGCGCCCCAAGCGGCCGAACUGGCCAAGAUGGCGCGGCCUGCGGAGGUCGGGCGCGGCGGGCCGCGGGGGCGUCUGGGAGUUGUAGUCCAGGUUCGAGGGCUGACGCACUUCGCCGUGGGCCAACGGACGCCAUUGUGCGGCGCGGGCCGGGACUCUGCUCACUCUCCAGGGAGACACACUGAGGAGGAGGAGGAAAGUAUGGCCUCCAGGCUUUCGACGUGCUCGUUCUGUGAACCGGUGAUCUUUGAAGAUAUAACAAUGGGUUUUACCCCGGAGGAGUGGGGACUGCUGGAUCUCAAUCAGAAGUCCCUGUACAGGGAAGUGAUGCUGGAGAACUACAGGAACCUGGUCUCAGUUGAGCAUCAGCGUUCCAAGCCAGAUGUGAUAUCUCAGUUAGAAGAGGCAGAAGACUUCUGGCUGGUGGAGAAAGGAAUUCUACAAGACACCUUUCCAGAAUAUCCUGAGACUCAGCUGGACCCUGAAAUUAAUUAUCUUCCUUCUGAAAAUCCCCUGACAAAAAUCAGAGUUGUUGAGGUCCUCACACUGAACCAGGAAGUGGCUGGACCCCGGAAUGCCCAGAUCCAGGCACUCUACGCCGAAGGCAGAAGCCUGAGCCCAGAUGUCUGCAAUAAGCCAGAUCCGCAGCCAGGCAGCCACCCAUCUGACACUGAUAGCGCUCGCCAGAAAUUCCGGCAGUUCCGUUAUGAAGAGGCUUCUAGUCCCCAAGAGGCACUGGCCUUGCUUCGUGAGCUGUGUCACCAGUGGCUGCAGCCUGAAGCACACUCCAAAGAGCAGAUCCUUGAGCUACUGGUGCUGGAACAGUUCCUGGGUGCCCUACCAGGGAAGCUCCAGACGUGGGUGGAGUCACAGCACCCAAAGGACUGCCAGGAGGCAGUGGCCCUGGUGGGUGAUGCGACCUGGAUAUCCAAGGAAGAAGCACCACCUGCCCAGCAACCUGUCUGUUCUCCUGAGGUCAGUUCUCAACAGAAGGAGCAGGAUACAGCUACUGUGGCGCUACUGCCUGAAGAGCCUGUGACCUUUCGAGAUGUGGCUGUCGACUUCAGCCAAGAGGAGUGGGGGCUGUUGGGCCCAACACAAAGAACCGAAUACCAUGAUGUGAUGCUGGAGACCUUUGAGCAUCUCGUCUCUGUGGGAUGGGAGACUACACAGGAAAACAAGCAGCUGAUUUCAAAAUCCAAUACUCCUGAGGAAGAACCAGGUCAUGUCCUGAAAGUGAAAGAAAGGGACGCUAAUGGGUCCUCUGUCCCAGAAGAGGUCUUGCAGAAUGAGGCCCCUGAAGUCCCUGACAGAGCAUCAGAACAAGGGGAAUUCCCUCAGGCAAUAGCCCACCCUCAGAAGCAGCACUGUAAACGCCCUGAAUCUCAGGCAGGUGCAGAUCUCAAAACAAGCCAAGUUUCAAUCCAGAAAAUUCCUUUUAGAAAACGUUUGCGCAAACAUGUCUCAUGGGUUAGGAACACAGCAUGUACUUCACAGAAGAACUGCGAAAGGGAAAAGGCCAAGAAAGGCAGUGGUUGUAAGAAAGCCUUCAACCAAAAUGUUCAGCAGAUUACAUUCAUAAGACUUCACAAGGGGAGCCAAAUCUGCCGAUGCAGUGAAUGUGGCAAAAUGUUCCGAAAUCCAAGGUACUUUUCUGUACAUAAAAAAAUCCAUACAGGAGAGAGGCCCUAUGUGUGUCAAACCUGUGGGAAAGCAUUUGUUCAGAGCUCAUCCCUCACACAGCAUCAGAGAAUUCAUAGUGGAGAACGACCAUUUGAAUGUCAAGAGUGUGGGAGGACCUUCAAUGAUCGCUCAGCCAUCUCCCAGCACUUGAGAACUCACACUGGAGCUAAGCCCUAUCAGUGCAAGGACUGCGGGAAAGCCUUCCGGCAAAGCUCCCACCUGAUCAGGCAUCAGAGGACUCACACUGGAGAACGCCCAUAUGUGUGCAGCAGAUGUGGAAAGGCCUUCACCCAAAGCUCACAUCUUGUUGGACAUCACAAAACACACAGUGGGAUGAAGUGGAAGAAUAAAGAGCCUACCCCGUAGCCUCAAGCCUACUGGAUCUUGCAGUGUAACAUGCACAAGCCUGGUAAUUUAGCACUGAAUGUGAAAGCAAAGCACUGAGUGAUUACAUUCCCAAGACCAAAGGCCAAAACAUUCAAAAUACAUUUAUCAAUGGGAAUAAAAAAGUUAUUUCUAAUUUAUUGUUAUUCACUCAUUCAUUUGAUCACUAAAAGUGGUAUUACUGAAUUUUGAAAAUACUUGUAAUUUUAAAAGCCAGAUAGCAAAUAAUCUGUGCCCUGGUUAUUAUGCUUCUGAUGAAUAUUUAUGUGGAUGGAUAAAGACUAAAACAGA
This is a messenger RNA of Ochotona princeps (American pika), 2557 nucleotides long. It is a transcript of the gene ZNF274, whose product is annotated as zinc finger protein 274. The transcript is spliced from 8 exons. Gene Ontology annotation, molecular function: DNA-binding transcription repressor activity, RNA polymerase II-specific. The record is from RefSeq and is a predicted model, not a curated record. NCBI's taxonomy places the organism in Eukaryota, Metazoa, Chordata, Mammalia, Lagomorpha, Ochotonidae. Gene Ontology annotation, biological process: negative regulation of transcription by RNA polymerase II. The coding region runs from base 230 to 2248 and encodes 672 amino acids.